CAUUCUCUCUCCCCCUCUCUCUCUCCUCCAAAAGCAUGACAUAACGAACAAAAAUCCCAGCGCGAAAAUCUUCCAUUGGAAAUCACUGAAAGAACAAAACCGUUUUCACCAUUUUUUAUCCGUAGGACCCAAAACUCUGAUUUACGCAUGGUCUUGAGUUUCUUCGGUUGGCAUGGGGGCUUUGCAUGAUUUGGUUUCUUGAUUCCUUUACAUUCGUUGGAUUCUUGCAAAACAUAUUGCAUUCAGGUCAGCGACAUUGAGUUUUAUAUCUAAGAUUCGAUUAGUAUUGAUUCUGUAUACGUAUCAUGGUCACGUUCCAAUCCCGAUUCUGAGCUUUCUAGAUUGAGAAAACAUUGAGGCUUAUUGACGAAACUGUACAUGAAAGGCUUUUUGAGAAGAAGGAGGACUAGGUUUUUUUCUUGUUGUAGAGACUUGAAGGAUUUUUAUUUAAGUUUGAUCAAAUGAGAAGGAAAAUAUGUGGCGGUUUGAGUGAUUUGGAGAACAUGCAAUGGGAUUGAGAAGGGCAGGCUAUGCAGUUGUUUUCGUGAUUUUGCUUUGUACAUUGUCAAUAAGAGGUUCAGACGUGAAGAUCAGAGAGAUAGCAGUAACAUUCUUUAGCAAUGCAGAUUCCCCAGAGACAGAUGGUAACAUGGUGGAAAAGAUAUGGAUUCGUUGCAGGAAAGAAUUGAUAGACAGGAAAGAGACUCUUAAAGAACUUGAAUUGUCUAUCCUUCAUGAAAUAACAAGGGAUAUAAUACCAGCAUUUUCGACAAAUGGAAACAUAGACAGAUCUUUGAGAGUUCUACCUCCCCAUGUGAGACAAACAGUUUUGGAUUGCUUAAGAAGAAAAAGUCUUUUGUUUCAUGGACCUAGCAAAGGGGCUUGCUCCGAGAAUGGGAUCAUUAAUUGUGUUGAGUGGCUUUUCAGUUGGCCUAAUGUCCCUAGAAGAUAUCUGGUUAGUAAGUCAAGUCGAAUGAAACCACCAAGCCCUGCUCCAGCUCCUAUCCCAGCAUCAACAUCUCCUAGGAGCGGACUGGCACCAUAUAAUCAAGUACCUGCCAGUGCUCCAUCUCCAAGUCUAGGGGCACCUGUUGGGGCACUAGAAGAGACAUCUUUUUCACCAGAUAUUAUUGACCCAAUUGCUCCACCUCCUCCUCAUAAAAGUUCUCCGCCUGUUCACCAUGUUGUUCCACAAAAGUCACCAAAAAAGCAUGAUAGCAGUCAGAAGGAAAAAAUAGUCCUUAUUACUGCCACUGCAGCAGGAGUCCUUGCCUUUGUUGCAUUGCUCCUACUUUGUUGUCUGAAGGGUAGUAACAAAAAAAAUGGUGCAAAAGAUGGAAAAAGAGAUGAAAAGCCUCUUCUCAUGUUAAGCAUGAGCGACUUUUCUGCUGGUUCCUCACAAAAUUCUGUUAGUCCAGGAAAUUCAAGUAGGAAAGAUUUCAUUUUUGACAGUGGAAAGAGUCCUUUCCUUAUCAAUAUGUCUUUGAAGCAUGGUAACAAUGACCCAUCACCAGCUGGGGCCCCAGCAUCAGAAGGUGCAGAGCCAGCACCGUUUCCGCCUUUAAAACUUCCACCUGGAAGAUCAGCUCCUUCGCCUCCAGCUCCACCAAGUACACGACCUACUCCUCCUGCUCCUCAGCCCCCACCACCUUCUAAAGUUGGUCGACCUCCACCUGCUCCGCCAAAACCGAGUGGGAGAAAUCGACCUUCAUAUCUUGGGCCACAUCGUCAAGGAAACAAUGGUUCUAGUGAGGGAUGUGAUCUUGAUGGGGAAUCUGAAGCUCCAAAAGCCAAGUUAAAGCCAUUUUUCUGGGAUAAGGUUCUUGCCAACCCUGAUCAAUCAAUGGUCUGGCAUGAGAUCAGUUCUGGAUCAUUCCAGUUCAAUGAAGAGAUGAUAGAGUCUCUAUUUGGUUAUACCAAUAUCGAUAAAAAUAAAAUUGAGCGCAAGAAAGAGUCAACUUCACUUGAACCUACCCAGUAUAUUCAGAUUAUUGAUCCUAAAAAAGCACAAAAUUUGUCGAUUCUUUUACGAGCACUGAAUGUGACAACAGAAGAAGUCCUUAGUGCUCUUCAAGAAGGAAAUGAGCUUCCCGUGGAACUCCUUCAAACUUUGCUGAAGAUGGCACCAACAACAGAAGAAGAACUGAAGCUCAGGCUAUUCAGUGGUGAUCUUUCUCAACUGGGCCCUGCAGAGAGGUUCCUUAAAGUCUUGGUUGACUUCCCUCUAGCAUUUAAACGAAUUGAGUCACUUUUGUUUAUGAGUUCAGUUCGAGAGGAGGUCUCUACUGUUAAAGAGUCCUUGGAAACUUUAGAGGUUGCCAGCAAAAAACUAAAAAGCAGCAGGCUAUUCCUAAAACUCUUAGAAGCAGUUCUUAAAACCGGAAACCGCAUGAAUGAUGGUACCUACAGAGGUGGUGCCCAAGCGUUUAAGCUUGACACACUCUUGAAAUUGUCUGACGUAAAGGGAACUGAUGGCAAGACCACACUACUUCACUUUGUUGUCCAAGAGAUCAUUCGUUCUGAAGGCAUACGAGCAGUCCGUACAGCCAGAGCAAGCCAGAGCACCUCUAGCAUGAAAACAGAUGAUUUUGCGGAGGACUCCACUGAAGAAUCAGCAGAGCAUUAUCGUAACGUUGGUCUUCAGGUGGUUUCAGGUUUAAGUGGUGAACUUGAAGAUGUCAAAAAGGCAGCAUUCAUAGAUGCUGAUAGCCUAAAUGCUACAGUGUCAAAACUGAACCAAUCAAUGAAAAAAACAAAAGAUUUCCUAUAUGCUGAGAUGAAGAGUUUGGAUCAUGAAGAGAGUGAAUUCCAUCGUGCACUGGCCAAUUUUGUGGAGUGUAUGGAAGCUGACAUUUCAAGGUUACUGGAGGAAGAAAAGAGAAUAAUGGCUCUGGUGAAAAGUGCUGCAGAUUACUUCCAUGGUAAAGCAGGAAAGGAUGAAGGCUUGCGGUUGUUUGCAAUUGUACGUGAUUUCUUGAGAAUGUUAGAUAAGGCAUGUAAAGAGGUUAGGGAUGCCGGCAUGAAGCCGUUGAGGACUCCAAAGAAAGAGGCUCCAUCAGCGUCUUCUUGUAAAGAAAUUCAUCAGCAAUCUUCAGAUAUACGUCAACGACUAUUUCCGGCGAUAGUGGAGCGGCGAAAGGACGACUCGAGUUCAGAUGACGAGAGUCCCUCUACCCUGUAGGUUCAUUGUGUCCAAAUUGUCUUCCUUUUAUGAGUUUGCUUCUCAAACUACCGUUCAGGUUUUUUUUUUUUUUUUUUAAUAAUAAUGAAGAAAAUAACUAUUA
This is a messenger RNA of Juglans regia (Persian walnut), 3284 nucleotides long. Its product is annotated as formin-like protein 3. Gene Ontology annotation, biological process: actin cytoskeleton organization; actin nucleation. The coding region runs from base 509 to 3181 and encodes 890 amino acids. Gene Ontology annotation, molecular function: actin filament binding. Lineage: Eukaryota; Viridiplantae; Streptophyta; Magnoliopsida; Fagales; Juglandaceae. The record is from RefSeq and is a predicted model, not a curated record. The transcript has 6 exons.